CCAGAAGGCUAUGGCCGCGCAAAUCGAAAUUCACACCGAUUCGGGCAUGGUGCGGGCACGCGUGUCGUGUUUGCACCGGCUUGUCCCCCGGCUUUUGCGGCCUCGCGUAUUUCGCAACGUAUUUUAACGUUCUGUGCUCGAAAUCCUAGUACGCUGUAUAAAUACGCGUAUUAUGGAGAGAGGGUCGCGUACUAGGCAACCCUGCAUCACCAUGCACAUCCACAUCCAUGCACUGAGCCAGGACGGGCUGUGCCCUUGACUUACUUUGGGAAUGCUUGUUCCUCAUAUGAGUGCCGUUGCUCGACUCACUCUGGGAAAGCUUGUUCCCGGGCGACGUGGAAUUCCACGGGUAUAUGACCUGCACCUAACCGGGUUUAUGUUAGUUGCACUAAGCUACUUGGACUGCUGUUACACGCACAUCUUCGUGGAGGGGUUCCCCAAUGAGCUUUGUUCAUCAGCGGAUUGCCACCUUCACCUCGCUGCCUGUGGGCGCGCUCACCAGCUCCUCGCUGUCGGCCCAGGGCAUCGAGCUGUCUGCCGGCAGCAACCCCGUCAGCCCGGCCUGGGGCGAGGUGGUGGACUGCGCGGCGGGCUGGAGCUAUGGCGGCGGCAGCACCAUGACCGCCGCCGGCUGCACGCAGGCCCUGCGCUUCCCGUACGACGACUUCAGCGAGUCGUUCCGUCCUGCCUCGCCCCCCAUCAUGUUCUGGAGCCUCAGCCUCACGUACCGCACCACGCUGCCGUACGUGACCCUGUACCUGUACCCCACCAGCGGCCAGGGCAACGCCAACGCCUGCAAGGUGCGGCUGAACCGCACCGAGCCCAUCGCCAGCCCCAGGCCGCCGGCGUUCGUGUACUCCGCGUCCAACAGUGUGACCGUGACGGCGUCCGAGUGCGGCUGGGGCGCUGGGUCCACGUUCUUCAGCUUUUCAUUUUACGUGGGCGUGGAGGGUAGCUCAGCCGGCAUCGACGUUUUCGAGCUGCUGCUCGAGUCAUUUACGUUGGAGGCCGGAGCAGCGCCCUCGCCGUCGCCGCCCAGCCCCGCGCCGCCCAGCCCAGAGCCACCCAGCCCGGCGCCGCCCAGCCCGCAGCCGCUCGUGUUCGGCAGUUCGCGCACGAUCAACACAACCGCGCCAAACGUGGGAGUGGGCUUUUACCAGACUGGCGACACCAAUUACAACAACAAGUGCGAAAAGACGCUAGACCGCACGGAGCCCAUCGUCACGGAGCCCGCGCCGGCCUCCUUCACCUACACCGCACCGCCAAAGACGGUCACCGUGACACCCGCUGAUUGCGUCGGCGGCUGGCCCCCCGGAUCCACCUUUGACAACUUUUACAUCUUUACAACACUGUCGGAUGCUGGCGCCGUGCUGUGGAACUUGAUGAUCGGUAAGUGAGCAGACAGACAUACAUGGGCGCAGUGACCUGGUGCGGCAAUAAAUAGCAGGCUCGAGAGGUAGGAAAGCGUCGCAGGAGAUGUCAGGCGGGUGCAAGUGUAGCGUACUUGCGUGCGUGCAGGUAUCGUGCGCGAACGACGUGCUGACGUUUUAUUUGCACUCAUUUCUCCCGCAUAUGCAGAGUCGUUCACCAUAGAAACUGGC
Chlamydomonas reinhardtii is the source of this 1601-nucleotide messenger RNA. RefSeq lists its product as uncharacterized. NCBI's taxonomy places the organism in Eukaryota, Viridiplantae, Chlorophyta, Chlorophyceae, Chlamydomonadales, Chlamydomonadaceae. The record is from RefSeq and is a predicted model, not a curated record. Bases 441 to 1397 code for a protein of 318 amino acids. The transcript is spliced from 4 exons.